Molecule: messenger RNA, 1742 nt
Organism: Macaca mulatta (Rhesus monkey)
Lineage: Eukaryota; Metazoa; Chordata; Mammalia; Primates; Cercopithecidae
Source: RefSeq, a predicted model, not a curated record
CUGUACCAGGGUUUUCUAUUGAGUUUCUCGCCAAGGGUGACUUCCAACCACCCUGCACUUUUCUCAGGACUGGAAAGCUCAGGCAGCCCAGGGUGAAUAAAAGCCUGAGUAGUGCAGUCAGCACAGAGGGGCAGGGUGGCCACAAGAUGGGCAGCAGCAGGGAUGGGCAUUGUGAGGCCUUGGGUGGGGCUGUCGGGCUGGACAUUGUGAGUCACUAGCCUGGCCUGGCUGUUUCCUGGUAACCAGGUGACAUAGGAACCUUUGUGGGUUAUAGGCAUCAGCCAGGGCCAGCAGCCCUCAGUCGGUAGCUAGGAGGAGGAGGAGGAGGAGCUCCGACUGUGCUGUGUCCCAGCAGUUUUUGUGCCUCUCGGCGCUUGUUGUGUUCAUUUAUUUUUCAGAGAAGACAGCAGGUCCCCGACAUCAUAGACCAGCCACUUUAGGAAGUGUUUUCAGAGUAAGGGCUGAGGCCCCAGAUCUGCCUGGGAUCAGGCUGCUUCUACAAGUGCUGUGCCAGCCUCAGUAGUUUGGCUACUAGGGCAGCACCGUUUCAGUUUCACCAAAGGCUCAGGCAGGAGUGGAGUGUGGGUGCCCGAUGGGGUGUAUACUGACCUGUUGUAUCGACUCCAGCUGUGGCUGCUGCAGGGGAGAGGAGGAACCCUGUUAUGAAUCUGAUACUUACGAGGCUGUGGCUGCUGCAACAUCAGAAUCCACUACUGUAGAGCCUGGCAAGCUGGAUGUGGGAGCCACGGAGGGCCACGACCUGCGGCACAUCAGCAACCAAAAGAUGCUCACAGGUUCCCCUGAGGACAGCCUGAGUUUAAAAUCUCUACCACCAAAUGAGGAAGACAAUGAUGAUGCCCAGGUAAGACCCCCUUUCUUUGCCUUCUAAGGAAAUGCAACUUUCCUGAUGUGAGAAACAAACUCACCCAUCCACACCCAAAGAAUGGACUCAGAGGCCUGCAGAACAGAGAAAGUGAGACUUUUAAUGAUGGUCUUGCAAGAUCGGGUGUCUGAUGGGCAGACACACCCAGCACAGUUUCAACAAGCAAUCCACAAUGCAUUGCUAUCCUAGUCAGCUCAGGGGCUCUUCAAGUAUUUGACUUAUGACCUAAGUAGCUGGGUAGGCUGAUAAGAACAGACAAAGAGCUAUUUUGCAGGCUAGUAAACUUUCAACUUAGACUAAACUUCUUUGUUAAAAUGAGGACAACUAAGUGGGGUGGAAGCGGGGAGCCAACAAGCCGGCAUUGCCUAUCCAACCAGGAGCCUAGUGUUUCUUCUGUCCUUUGCUGACCUAAACAUGUUCAAGGCACUUUGCCUUAAAGAUGGACCACUGUAUAUAUUAUUUCCUUCACCUGAUUUCUUUCCUUCUCAAUUAAUGUUGAUAUAAGAAUAUGAUGAGGCACAUUAUGUACAACAUACACAAUAGUCCUUCUUGGGGUGGAGUUCAGUGGGAACGUCUUCCCAUCUAAUACAUGACACACUAGGAUGUUUUUAAAUGACAGCAUCCAUCAUCAACUGUAAUGCAGAGGGAUUUUCCUCCAUGCCGGUUUUCCUCUUUGAAUUACGCAUUGUACUAAUUUACCAAUCUAAAUCAACUUCAAAGAAAUUCUGUGGGAAAAGCUCUUGUAUUUUCCACACAUGUCCUCUAUGCUAGAAUGCUUUGUCUUUGACAUGGACUCAGCCACUGUUUUACAACUAGUUUUCUGAAGUCAUGAAGAAACUAACAGGUCUGUGUAAGGGGU